UUUGGCCUGUUACCUGUGACAGGUAUACAUUCACCGUCACUGGGAAAGGGAGCGCGGGGAUUGGAUGGAGCCCCACCGACACCCGCCGCAAGCCGUGUUCCACCACUCAGCCGGCUCCUGGCUGCAAUAAAAUGGGUGAAAGCAGAGCCAGGCUGACCCAGCUGCGGCAAAACAGAGUCUGCUGCGCCGACAUCUUUACAGAGACCUGGCUCCACCGCAACCUCCCGGAUCGAGCUGUGGGUGCAGGCGGCCGGACCGGGUUCCUCCGGGCCGACAGGAUUCCAGACUCCGGUUCAGACGAGAGGAGGACUCGGUGCUCAUCAGAGACCACAGGCGGACACAGGUGCCAUGUCAAAGGACACGUUCCCGUUCAGCUCUACGUCGCUGCGCUCUCUGAGACUGGAGCGGGACCUUCAAGAGUGGGAGGAUGCUCGGAGAGCGUUGGCUCACAGGAGAGCCAUGAGCAGGGCCCCGCUGCCCCGGGCCCCGAGGCCUCCUCCCAGGCAGCAGCGGCUCCAGGAGGUCCGGGCCCCUCCAUCCCAGGUCCGGUGCAGGGACACGGCCAUUCACAACACCUUCAUGUGUGGGGAUAUGAAAGGAAUAUUCGCGGUGCUGAAGGACCCCGGGAUGGUCAACGCCCUGAUGGAGACGGUGCAUGAGGAGAUGGUGUGGACUCCAGAGAUGGGCAUGUGGACGCUGAGCUCCAAGGUGAAGCAAACCUCAGCAUUGCGUCUGGCCGCCAGUAGGGGACACACAGGAUGUGUGGAGGAGCUGCUGUUUCGUGGGGCUGAGGUGAACGCCGACCCCGGAGGAAACACUGCCCUCCACGAUGCCUGCGUAGGCGGCCAUGCUGUCUGUGUGCAGCUGCUGCUGUCUCACGGAGCAGAGCCUGAACUGCUGGCUGCAGAUGGCAGUGCUCCUCUUCACCUCUGCACAUCUGCCCAGUCAUUCCAGUGUGCAGAGCUGCUUUUAGAGGGAGGUGCUGAGGUCAACGUGAGGACGAGGGAGUCCAGGCUCACACCUCUGCACGUGGCCGCAAAGCGAGGCCUGGAGGAGCACAUGGAGCUUCUCCUCAGCCACGGAGCGGACGUAUUGGCAACAAAUCGAGAGGGCGAGACCCCUCUGAACGCGGCGUGCUCCGGAGCCGAGAGGCCCACUGAGGCCGGCCGCUAUUUGCGUGUGAUUCAAAAGCUGCUGGAUGCAGGAGCUGACCCCAGAACUGCAGGCAGGAAGCAGCACACCCCCCUGCACAACGCCUGUGCAAACUGCAGCCCCCGGAUCGUCGACAUCCUCCUGCAGCAUGGAGCGAAGGUAGAUGUUGCCAACUGUGCAGGAUACACACCGAUGGACUGUCUGUUACAGGUGGUUGAAGAUUACCCGGACCAGAGACCGGAAGAAAUAGCGCGGUCACUUCUGAACCAUGGAGCAAAGCCUGUUUCCCCAAGGACGCUGAAGCAGUGCGUCCUCUCUGCUGCCACUCUGGAGGUGAUGCUGAACUCGUACACCUCUGUCCCUCCCUGUGAGUGGAUGGACUCUGUGCCCACUCAGAUAUACGAGGAUCACCGGGCUUUCUUCGACUUGGUGCGUCAGCGGAGCGGUCAGCCUCGCUCUCUGCAGCAUCUCUGUCGAUGUGCCUUACGCCUGCGCCUCGGAGCCCGAUGUUACUCAGCAGUCAGUAAACUGGACAUUCCCACCUCUGUGAGGGAUUACCUGCUGCUGUGUAAUGACGGGACCCUCCACUGACUUCAUUGUAUACAUGCUUUUCUGGAAACAACUUAUUUUAGAUUACAAUAACCUGUCUGUGUUUCUUUUUUUUAAACCAACACUCUUUCUUGUCAACUUGCAAUACAUGACAAAUACAAAUAAACAACUU
Messenger RNA from Chelmon rostratus (copperband butterflyfish), 1873 nucleotides. RefSeq names its product ankyrin repeat and SOCS box containing 16 (gene asb16). The transcript is spliced from 7 exons. The record is from RefSeq and is a predicted model, not a curated record. Bases 349 to 1743 code for a protein of 464 amino acids. Gene Ontology annotation, biological process: negative regulation of delayed rectifier potassium channel activity; neuronal action potential; intracellular signal transduction. Lineage: Eukaryota; Metazoa; Chordata; Actinopteri; Chaetodontiformes; Chaetodontidae. Gene Ontology annotation, molecular function: transmembrane transporter binding. Gene Ontology annotation, cellular component: synapse; membrane; axon initial segment.